Xyrauchen texanus (razorback sucker) is the source of this 4444-nucleotide messenger RNA. Its product is annotated as nuclear factor of activated T-cells, cytoplasmic 1-like. The transcript has 10 exons. The record is from RefSeq and is a predicted model, not a curated record. The coding region runs from base 251 to 2863 and encodes 870 amino acids. Gene Ontology annotation, cellular component: transcription regulator complex. Gene Ontology annotation, biological process: calcineurin-NFAT signaling cascade; regulation of transcription by RNA polymerase II; cytokine production. Lineage: Eukaryota; Metazoa; Chordata; Actinopteri; Cypriniformes; Catostomidae. Gene Ontology annotation, molecular function: DNA-binding transcription factor activity, RNA polymerase II-specific; RNA polymerase II cis-regulatory region sequence-specific DNA binding; transcription factor binding.
CCCCUGGAAACUAACAUGCUAGUCCAGAAUAGAAAAUAAUACGAGUUAGACCUGUAGCUGUAUUAAAAAUAUUAUUAAUAGACUUUUCUCGCGUGCACUCAAGGCAUGCGCCUUUUGAGUGUUGUAUAUCGUAUCAUCUGAGAUUUUAACUAAUUUAUAGUUCUCCCGUUGUUCCCGCGACUGGAAUAUACCUUUAUUGCGGUAGAAGUGAACACAGUUUCAUCCCAGAGUUCACCCUACACUCGCAAGCAUGAAAUCCGCAGAGGAAGAUGCAUACAGUUACAGCCCAAACACCAGCAUCAGCCUUUCUUUGAGUAACCCCUGCCCACCCUCCCAGUACCACCAUCUCCAGACCAACCCUUCCUUGUCAGUAUCCAUCAGUCAGCCAUCCUCAUUCUCCCCCCAAGACGACAUGAGCUCAGUUGGCUACUUCCAGACAUCCGGUCCCCGGUCCAAUGGAGCUCCCACAUUGGAGAGUCCACGCAUUGAGAUUACAGCUUAUGGACAGUUCCCUGAAGAUGAAGUGGAGGACAACAGUGUGCCGGUGGACAAGCGGGUCAAUUCCAUAAUGACGUUAACAUUGCCAAACGCUGAUGGUUAUCGCGAUCCCAGUUGCCUCAGCCCUGCAAGCAGCGUGUCAUCGCGCAGCUGCCACUCUGAUGCAUCAUCAUACGAAUCAGGCUUCUCGUAUAACUACGAUAACUCACCCCAGAACUCGCCCUGGCAGUCUCCUUGCGUCUCCCCUAAAGGUUCCUCAUCACUGCAGUCUUGCACCCUCGGUGCUUCUCCACGACAUUCACCAUCUGGUUCUCCUCGUACCAGCAUCACUGAUGAUAACUGGGUGGGCCCUCGAGGCUCGCGAUCAAACUCCCCUUGUGGUGGUAAACGGAAGUACAGCUUCAAUGGCAGUUCAUCGCUCAAGUACCAUCCGUACUCACCAAAUCAAUCACCAGCACCGUCGCCGCAAAAUUCACCACGUCUCAGUGUGACGGAGGACACCUGGCUGCCCAACACUAAUCAGUACACCAACUCUGCCAUCGUUGCUGCCAUUAACGCCCUCACCACAGACGGAUUAACAGAUCUUGGGGAGGGGAUCCCUUUGAAGGCACGCAAGACCAGUCUGGAACAUAGUGCUUCGAUGAAUUUGAAAAUAGAACCAGGUGGAGAGGAGACAGGAUCCCUGGAGCUUUGCCAGGAGGAUUUCUCGGCUGCACGCUUGUCCUUCAAAAAAGAGACCUACUGCAGUGGCUUCUUGAACGUUCCCCAGCAUCCAUAUUGGUCCAAGCCAAAGCCUUACAUCAGUCCAUCUUUGCCUGCACUUGACUGGCAGUUGCCUUCCAGUUCAGGGCCAUACAGCUUACAGAUUGAUGUCCAACCCAAAUCCCAUCACCGUGCCCACUAUGAGACAGAGGGCAGCAGAGGGGCUGUGAAGGCACUAGCAGGAGGGCAUCCAGUGGUCCAGCUUCAUGGCUACAUGGAGAGCGAACCUCUGACCCUACAGCUGUUUAUUGGGACGGCAGAUGACCGCCUUUUACGGCCUCAUGCCUUCUACCAGGUCCACCGUAUAACCGGGAAAACUGUGUCCACACCAAGCCACGAGGUCAUGCAGUCCAAUACCAAAGUUCUUGAGAUUCCACUUCUGCACGAGAGUAACAUGAGGGCCAUAAUCGACUGUGCUGGAAUUCUCAAGCUGCGUAAUUCAGACAUUGAACUGCGGAAGGGUGAGACAGACAUUGGACGGAAGAACACACGUGUGAGGAUGGUGUUCCGUGUCCACAUCAACCAACCAAAUGGCAGGAUGGUGUCCUUACAGGUGGCGUCCAACCCUAUCGAAUGCUCCCAGCGCUCAGCACAGGAGCUGCCUCUUGUGGAUAAACAGAGCAUGGAAAGCUGUGCCGCCUCAGGGGGGGAACAGGUGCUUCUCAGCGGGCACAACUUCCAGCCUGACUCCAAGGUGGUGUUUGUGGAGAGAGCACAAGAUGGCCAUCACAUAUGGGAAAUGGAGGCCAAAGUCAACCGAGAGUCUUCAAAAUCGGUGACUUUACUUGUGGAAAUUCCACCAUACCGGAACCAAAGAAUAUCCAGCCCGGUUCAAGUGAAUUUCUACGUGUGCAACGGCAAACGAAAAAGAAGCCAGUACCAACAUUUCAGAUACCUACCCACAAACGUUCCAACCAUAAAAACAGAGCCGCACGAUGACUAUGACCUUCCCCAGAUAUGUACGCCGCUCCAUCCUGCCGGGUUGGCUUUGCAUCCAAAGCCCUACUACAGCCCACCAACACUGACCCCCAUGAUGCCUUCAGAGCAAAGGCCCUGUGUCACAGGCUCAUUCAGAACCAGCCCUCAAAGACUGGUGGCAAAGCCCACCUCCUUAUCUUGCUUCUCCUUACCCAACACCAGCCCCAAACUCCAAGACCUCUCCCCACCUCACCUUUCCACCAAGUGCCUAUCAGCAGGAUCAAACCUGGGGCCCCAGUCUCCUACGGUCCCACAUGUCUCCACCAUUCAGCCCACACCUGGACGCUAUCCACAGUCCAUCAUUUACCCAACAGGAAGCGCUGCGUCCUCUCCAGGGUCCCAUCCUUCCACUCCAAACUCAGCACCAGAACUCCCCUUCACUCCCAGCCACAGUUUGACACAAUCACAGGGCACCAGUGAGGCCCCGGCUUUAGCUGCUCAGAUAACCAAAGCACCGGUGAGGGGUGGAUCAUCCCCCCUCAUUCAAGAGGAGGGAGAAGCCCCCACAAUGCUGGCUGUCAGCAUCAAGCAGGAACCGCAGGAACUGGAUCAAAUGUACCUAGAUGAUGUUAAUGAAAUCAUCAGGAACGAUCUCUCCAGCAUCUCGGUGCAAAGCCAUGCAUAGCAGCGGAGGGUACCUCUGAGAAGACCACAGCCAAAAACUCUUCAGAAUACUACAUUUCUUCUAGAAGAUGCAAAUCAGCAAGACCUGACUCUGAUAACACAGAUUUGCAAACAAACUUUAUUAUACACAAAGAUCCAUUCAACAUGUGGCCAUCAGAACUGACUGAACUUCCCUUGAUUUAUUUCCAUGAGGGACUGAAAUCCAGCCUUAAAUCACAGAAAAACAAGUGCACUUCACUUCAAAAUCGAUCAGCCUGUCCUGCCAAGAUAGCGUGUGUUUUGUUUUGGACCAAGUCGUCUCCCUAUUUCUUUCCCAUUUACUUUCUAGUACUCUUAAAUUAUUACUAGUAAUACUUUUUAAUUAUUACCAUAAGUGCAGUACACAACCGUGCAUGCAUAUUUUUAAAAAGAAAAUCUGCAAAUCUGAUGUAAUGUUGAGAAAUUUGGAGAUAAUCUAAAAAGUCUGGAUCACAAAUCAAUAACUUUGAAGGCCAAAACCAGACAUGACACAUGCACAAUUCUAAAUUAUAACCGAAAGCAUUUUGUUUUGGAUGCAUGUGUGUGUGAAUGCAAGGGUGCAUGUCAACACACUCUUUUGUCUAUAUGUUUUUGUAUACUGUAUUAUAAUCCAAUGACACAGAUAAGUGUGGUUAAAUGAAGAUGUUCAUUGUGAAGAAAAACAUUGACGGCUGAUUGCCUUUGUGGAUAAAUUUGUCAAAAUAUCAUUUUGAAGCUUCGACUUGUUAGUAAGCCCAAGAUUCAUUUGCCUUAAUCUGAUGCCGAAUUGUCUUUUUUGUUGUUUGACAGCAGAUGUCUGUGCCUACUCAUGUCUUACUAGCCAUUCCAAUGUUUAUAGCUUUUUUAUUAAAUAUCAGGUAAGAUAACUUGUUAACUGGAAUUUUUAUGUAAUAGAAUAGAAGUUAUUUAUUUGGAGUAAGCUGGAAUUAAUCAAAUGCAAGCCAUAAGGGAGGUAUAGCAAUUCCCUGAUCGGUCCCAUUUUAGUGGUGACCAAAGAAUGACUGGCAUUGUCAACCAUUCAAUAUUAUUCUAGCAAUUUCAAGGCAAGAUAAUUGUUACAUUAGGCUGUGCUCUUUUGAACUGCCUAUUAACAGCUGAAUAUUUGUGUAUGUCUUACUAUAACUGCCUCUUAUGACCUGAUGGUUUACUGCACUGUGCCUUAAAGUGUUUUAUAAGCAGGAAUACUUUUAUAUGUAAUUUUGUCCUCUAGUUAUAGAUGUAAUGCAUGUUUCUCAGCAUAUAAUGAGAUUUUGUACUGGGGUUUUAGUUCCUGUACAUUGUAUCCUUUGUCUUUAGGUUAUUAGGCAAUGUAUGCACUUUAAUUUGUAUUUUUCUUUACUGGGAUCUAAAAAAAAUCCCACACAUUUUGUUUGUUGUUUAUCUUUUUUGACAAUCAGACUUAAUUCACAAAGGCGAUAUACCCUUUCACAGUGUACCAACAAUCAGAUUCAUGAUAUUGUUUUUCUUUCAAGUAUAUAAUAUGUAUUUAAUCAAUGCUUGUCACAUUUCUACAGAGUAUUUUUGUUUCAAUACCCAAAAUAUGCACAAUAAAUUCAUGGUAUGU